AUGGAAUACAAUUCUCAUGUAUGGGCCGGUGCUUCGAAGUCUAUUUUGGAGUUACUCGACCGCUUACAGGAGAGCUCGAAGGUGCUUAUCGGUGACAAUAGGGUAUCCAACUCUAUUUAUUCUCUGGAGCAUCGUCGCAAUGUGGAUUGUGUUUCACUGUUCUAUCGAUACUACAAUGGAAUGUGUUCUGAAGAAAUUAGGGAACUUGUUCCCGAUACCCGUAGUUUCACACGAAAUACGCGUUCAUCAGCGAGGGCUCAUCCAUUCGUGUUCGAUUGGUCAGUGGAUAGCACAACACACUACAGAGAAAAUUCGUUUUUCAGCCGUACCGUUCGUAUGUGGAAUAAACUUCCUGUCGAAGUAUUUCCUGUCCCUUUCAAUGCAGGAAAAUUCAAAUCAAAUGUCCACAAACACUACUCCCUCUAUACUCCUUCCAAUAACCUAUUUUCCUAG
Molecule: messenger RNA, 453 nt
Organism: Calliphora vicina (urban bluebottle blowfly)
Lineage: Eukaryota; Metazoa; Arthropoda; Insecta; Diptera; Calliphoridae
Exons: 1
Coding region: 1-453 (150 amino acids)
Source: RefSeq, a predicted model, not a curated record